This is a messenger RNA of Camarhynchus parvulus, 493 nucleotides long. RefSeq names its product DNA-directed RNA polymerases I and III subunit RPAC2-like. The transcript is spliced from 5 exons. The coding region runs from base 22 to 363 and encodes 113 amino acids. Gene Ontology annotation, molecular function: DNA-directed RNA polymerase activity; DNA binding; protein dimerization activity. Gene Ontology annotation, cellular component: RNA polymerase III complex; RNA polymerase I complex. The record is from RefSeq and is a predicted model, not a curated record. Lineage: Eukaryota; Metazoa; Chordata; Aves; Passeriformes; Thraupidae. Gene Ontology annotation, biological process: DNA-templated transcription.
CGCCGGGAGCCCGGAACCGCCAUGGCCGGCAGCGGCAGCGGGCCCGCGCUGGAAACCAUCCAGGCGGAUGGGACGGACGGGAACUGCGUCACGUUUGUGCUGCACGACGAGGAUCACACCCUGGGCAACUCCCUGCGCUACAUGGUCAUGAAGAACCCUGACGUGGAGUUCUGUGGCUACUGCAUCACACACCCCUCAGAAAGCAAGAUCAACUUCAGGAUCCAGACCAGAGGGGCCCUUCCUGCUGUGGAGCCAUUCCGGAAAGGGCUGAAUGACCUGAUGGGUGUUUGCCAACACGUGCUCAACACUUUUGAGAGGAGCAUGAAGGAGUUCAGGGCGCAGAAGGAGGAGGAGAUGCAGUAGCCUUCGGGAAUGGCAUGGAUGUGUAACCUCUGUGUGUUGAAUUCCCUGUGUCUAAACGAGUUUUUUGUUGGUAUUUUUUAUUACUUUGCUGCAAAAUGUAUUUUCUUUAAUAAUAAAGUUUAUUCAUUUA